AUGUAUAUAUCGGAUUGCACUGAUCUUGAAUUCUACUACGAAGGAAUUCAAAAAUCGACGGCAAAAUCACUUUGCAAAUUCGAGAAAACAUUUUAUCCAUUUUCUGACAAACUUCUUGCCCAUGUGAACGAAAUAUCAAUAUCAAGUAUUUUGAUAAAUCUAGUUCACUUUUUCAUUCUCACAAGGAAACCAAUGAGAACAUCUUCAAUUAAUAUAUUAAUGGCGGCAGUUGCAUUUUUCGAUAUUUUUACCUCUUUGCUACCAAUUGAAGUAUUAUUUGAGCGGUAUAAGGACAUAUUUUUUGAAUGCUUGUCCUUAGACACAUAUGGUUUAGUUCUAACUAAAGCAUUGCUCACUGUAGUGAAGGAUUACUCAAGAAGAUGCUCAACAUGGCUCAUAUUUUUUAUUGCCUUUAUUCGAACACUAAUAAUCCAGAAUCCAUUAAGCUCAAAGUAUGAGGCACUCGGCAAACCUAAAGCAUCAAUUAUUGUGAUUACUGGUAUUUGUGUAGCAACGUUCCCAAUUUCAAUGUUUAAAUUCCUUGAAAAUGAAUUUAUUGAGAGCCUGCCUCGUGAUUCCUGUGCUCCAAACAAAACUUAUAUUGUUAACGUUUUGUCUGAACUUUUUAUGAAAAACGACGGCGUCAUAAUGGAAUAUUUUUAUUUGUUCAACUCGUCUAUUUCAGAUAUAGUUCCUUGCAUUUUGCUUCUGAUCGUUACAUGCCUACUUGUAUGGAACUUAUUCAAAACCAGUAAAAAGAAAGCAAAAAUGUCAUCUGUACCAAACAAUAGGAAUUCUCGUGGAAAAACUGGACUAGUGUUAUGCGUAGCAAUUAUGUUUUUCAUAGUCCAGUUUCCAUAUGGACUAAGCGUGGGUAGUGCGGGGAUCUUCAUACUUGCACCCGGUGCACACAACAUGCUUAAUCAAUUUGGAUAUAUUUUCUCUAUGUUAAUAACAUUGAACACAUGCACUCAUCUCUUUGUUUGUCUAUUUAUGUCCUCCCAGUAUCGAAGUACAACUAUUCACGUCUUCACCUGUGGAUGUAUCUACCCUAAAACAAGAAUGUCAAGCGGAACUCGAAUCAUUUCAUCGCCGUUAAACAAUUUUAAGCAGCUUUGA
Caenorhabditis elegans is the source of this 1119-nucleotide messenger RNA. It is a transcript of the gene srw-122, whose product is annotated as G-protein coupled receptors family 1 profile domain-containing protein. The record is from RefSeq and is marked reviewed. The coding region runs from base 1 to 1119 and encodes 372 amino acids. NCBI's taxonomy places the organism in Eukaryota, Metazoa, Nematoda, Chromadorea, Rhabditida, Rhabditidae. Gene Ontology annotation, biological process: G protein-coupled receptor signaling pathway; signal transduction. Gene Ontology annotation, cellular component: membrane. The transcript is spliced from 5 exons. Gene Ontology annotation, molecular function: G protein-coupled peptide receptor activity; G protein-coupled receptor activity.